AUUGCCCCGAUGCUGUUGGUGGAGAUACAGAAACACAACAAAACAAAAGCAAGUGAUCAAUUUUGAGAUUUAAGUAGCAUUGCAAAAUGGCUACAUUUAGCAAUUUGGGUUUUUUAAUGUUGAUUUUUCUAGGAAUAUUAAGUUCCAGCCAUGGCCAAUUACAGCUCAAUUUCUAUAGCAAGAGCUGCCCAAAAGCAGAGAAGCUCAUUCAAGACUAUGUUCAAAAACACAUUCCAAAUGCUCCAUCUCUUGCAGCUGCCUUACUCAGAAUGCAUUUCCAUGAUUGCUUUGUUAGGGGUUGUGAUGCUUCUGUGCUGUUGAAUUCCACUAAGAGUACAGGAAAUCAAACCGAAAGAGUAGCAAUCCCAAAUCAAACACUCAGAGGGUUCUCAUUUAUUGAUGGAGUGAAGAAAAUAGUUGAAGCAGAAUGUCCUGGAGUUGUCUCUUGUGCUGAUAUUGUUGCUUUGGUUGCUAGGGACUCUAUAGUUGUCACUGGAGGUCCAUUCUGGAAUGUGCCAACUGGUAGAAGAGAUGGAAGAAUAUCAAAUGCCUCAGAAGCUUUAGCAGACAUCCCAGCCCCAACUAGUAACUUCACUAGACUCCAGUCCUCUUUUGCCAAGAAGGGUCUUGAUCUAAAGGACUUGGUCCUAUUGUCUGGUGCUCACACCAUUGGAAUUUCACAUUGCCCAUCAUUUUCAACACGUCUAUACAAUUUCACUGGAACUUUUGGUACACAAGAUCCAUCUCUAGACAGCGAAUACGCUGCCAAUCUCAAGGCCAAAAAAUGCAAAUCUCUCAAUGAUAACACAACAAUAGUUGAGAUGGAUCCCGGUAGUUUCAGGACAUUUGAUCUCAGUUACUUCAAGUUGUUGCUCAAAAGGAGAGGCCUGUUCCAAUCAGAUGCAGCCUUAUUAGCAAGUUCUACGACAAAGUCAUUUAUCGAUCAGCUAGUAAAAGGUUCACUGAAAGUGUUUUAUGCUGAAUUUGCUAAGGCCAUGGAGAAAAUGGGCAAAGUUGAAGUUAAGACUGGUUCUAAUGGUGAAAUUAGAAAGCAAUGUGCAGUUGUGAAUUAAUAGUUAAAAGGACUCUUUCCUUUGGUACCAAUUAAGUUUCUAUGAUUUUGUGUUUUGUAUUAAUUAUGUCUAUUGUGUGAAUCAUUUGAGGUCCAUGUAUGUAUUAUAAAUGUUCAUUUGUACUAUUCCCUAUCAUUGUUGGGUUUUUUUGGAAUAAAAUUGAGGAGCUAA
Messenger RNA from Lycium ferocissimum, 1244 nucleotides. Its product is annotated as peroxidase 3-like. NCBI's taxonomy places the organism in Eukaryota, Viridiplantae, Streptophyta, Magnoliopsida, Solanales, Solanaceae. The record is from RefSeq and is a predicted model, not a curated record. Gene Ontology annotation, biological process: response to oxidative stress; hydrogen peroxide catabolic process. Gene Ontology annotation, cellular component: plasmodesma; plant-type cell wall. Gene Ontology annotation, molecular function: peroxidase activity; heme binding. The transcript is spliced from 4 exons. The coding region runs from base 87 to 1073 and encodes 328 amino acids.